Molecule: messenger RNA, 2522 nt
Organism: Phymastichus coffea
Lineage: Eukaryota; Metazoa; Arthropoda; Insecta; Hymenoptera; Eulophidae
Product: protein FAM151B
Exons: 5
Coding region: 128-1117 (329 amino acids)
Source: RefSeq, a predicted model, not a curated record
GCAGAGGCAGAGACAACUCAGUCGUUUGCAGUCUCCCGAGUCAAACGGAUCGUUUGGCAUCAAGGAGCAACAUACGCAAACAUCUUGUAUUUCACUGUUCAUCGAUAUAGUUGUACCAAGCCUAUACAUGACAAUGGCGCGGCUACCUAUCGUCACGGGCCUCGCUCUUCUCGCACUCAUACAUGUCACAAUGUCAAUCAGCGUGCAAGAGUUUUUCCCAGAAAUCAAAAACAACCUGACGAUGAUUAAGUGGUCCCACGCUACGAAUAAUAAGGCUAAGUUGGAUGCAGCCCUCGAGUCAAGUGAGGUAAUGAUGAUCGAAGCAGAUGUGGUCUUUGGAUAUCAGAUAUUGAGUAAUGGAUCAACGUCAACUGUGCCGACUGCAGUCAUGGCUCAUCCACCUGACAACACGAGUAACCUGAUUCUUUCUGAUUUCCUCCAGACUGUUAAGAAUCAUAACAAAGCCAAUAAAACGAAAAAAGGAGUCAAACUCGACUUUAAAUCUAAAGAUGCUUUUUCAAACUCCGUAUCUAUAAUCGCAGGGACAGAUUCAUUCAACGCACCUCUGUGGGUGAACGCAGACAUCCUUAAAGGACCCGUAGAUGCAACCAAUGACCCUAUGCCAGUUGAUCCCGUAGAUUUUUUGACCAAAGCAAAUCAAAACUUCGCGGCAAUCAAACCGGUUUUAUCAAUUGGCUGGACUACUAGGUAUGUGCCACCCGUGGGAAACGCAACAACCACCGGCAACUAUACCACCCAGCAGGUGAAGGAAAUGUUAAAGCUCGUGAACGAGACAGCAAACACCAAUCUGCCGAUAACUUACCCUGUGCGCGCUUGCUACGCCGCCAAUUCCAUGGAGACAAUGAAGUCCCUCCUAGCCGACACUCCAGCGAAAAACAACGCGACCCUUACUGUUUGGUCGGCUGAUGACGAUAAAGUCGACACCGACAAGCUUUCCGAACUGAUUAAAGCUAUUGGCGUUGAAAAAGUCUACAUCGAUGUCCCUAAGAGCAUUUUAGACAAACUUGAUGUCAGUUCGGCCUUCAUCGCCAACAGCUCAGUCUUUGUAGUUUUUGCUUCGAUGAUCGUUGCCCUUGUCACCGCAAAACUUGUGUGAACGUCAAGCCUUCAAAAUAAUUAAAUUAUUCUGAAUCAAUGAAAAACAAAAAAAGAACGGGCCAAAGCAGAGAAUUAUGAUUAAUAUAGGCGAGACUGUCAGGAUUGGAAGGAUUCGAAUUAAUGCGCUUGUAAACAAAGUUUAUUUUGACUUGAUCAUUUUUACGAUAGUAUCAUUUGUAUGAAACUAUCGUGUAUGGUAUUAUUUAUCUGUUGAAACUUCAUACUGUUUUUUUAAGUUACUGCUUUUGUUAAAUUAAAAAAAAAAGAUCUUUACUUAAUUCUUCAUGGGAAUUCAUUUUAAAUGACAGGAACGACAGUGCGAACUGUCAGAAAAAGGCCAGUUAAAUUCACAAAGCCAGAGUUAUCUCAUUUUUUGUAUUAAGUUAACUUAAAAAAUUCGCACAAAGCGCUUGCAAACAUUUCGGAUACAAGUUUAUAACGAAGCAUUGUUUUUGUGAAUUUAACUGCGAAUUAAAUUACGAAAAAAAUACAUUUAGAGUGUUCAAAUGUUAUUGUAAUAUUCCAUUCGUCGUAAUAUCAAUUUUUUAACUAUGACAUACAAGACGUAACAAUAUAAAUGCAAAAUGAAUUUAAGAAAGCGUCAUUCAAUGACAAACCAAAAUGAUGAUAAAAGUAGACGGUUAUAAACCUAAAUACGUUUAAGUUCUUACUUUGAAAAACCUUAGCUUCCAGGUUUCUUGUACUCAACGUAAACUUUUAUUGCAUUUAGGAUUAAAAAAGAUUACGAUAAACAUGUUCAAGUUAAUAUGUGCGCUUCUAAUAUGUCGAAAUUCAAUGUUAAAUAUUAAAUAGCUUGAAGUUGUGUGAAACUCUGAUUUUUUUUUUGACAAAUUUUGCUUUCAUAUAUAAUUACUUGACAAUUAAAAGUCGUACUUGUCUAAUCUCUUCAGUUUUCAUCGAGAAUAAUUACAAUAAAAUUGUCAUUUUUAAUGUAUUACUGUUCACCUGUUCAAGUUAAAUAUAUAACGAAUUAGAAAAAAAAAUACGUAUCAGUGAUAAAAUUGUUAUAAAAUAUUAAUGUUUAAUAUAUUCGACAGCGAAAGACAUAACGUGAAAGUAACAUAGUUCUGUUCUUCGUAAGCUUCCAAGAAUAAUUUAAUUUUCCUUAGAUUUGCAUUAAAAUAUCUUUCCAUAGAAAAUAGUGUUCAAUAUUUUAUAGGUAACAACGUAAUAUGUAAGACGAACCAUAGAUUCGUUGACAUGCGCUCGGCUGAUAGGCCACUUUGUUGAAAAAUAUACUGUCCAUACCUUUGAUAAUGAUACAGAGAUAUAGUCAUUACGUACUCGUUACAUUUUGUCAUCAUCAUUUAUUUUUUAUGUAAAACAAUCAAAGUUUUUCAGAAAUAAAGAAAAAUUCAAACCAACGUUACAGACUAACAUUU